UUACCGCUUCUCAUUGGGUCUCAUAUUCCCAGAGCCUGGGCUAAUUAUUGGGAGGUUCAUGUGGAUAAAGUACAGCUCAUCCCUCCCUUCACAUCAUGUCCCCUACUCGUUGGCCACACUCACUGCAUGCUUUUUAAAUUCCCAUCACCGGCCUCCAGACGUCGUUUCAUUUUGCCUGCGGGAUGAUGGACAGCAGGAUACUGGAUCCACCUCACGCCCAGUUCGGAGGCUCUCUCGGCGGGAUGGUGGGCUUCCCGUACCAUCUGAGCCACCAUCACGUUUACGAAUUAGCCGGGCAUCAACUUCAAUCUGCGUCCGCGGUUCCCUUCUCAAUAGACGGAUUACUUAAUGGUUCCUGCACGGCUUCAGUGGGUAAUUCCAACCACCUCUUGUCUUCGGGCUGCGGGAUGAAUGGAGAUAAUCAGCAGUACAAACUGACAGACUCGGGGGACCCAGACAAAGAUAGCCCUGGUUGCAAGAGACGGAGAACUCGCACAAAUUUCACUGGUUGGCAGCUGGAGGAAUUAGAAAAGGCUUUUAAUGAGAGCCACUAUCCCGACGUUUUCAUGAGGGAAGCACUGGCUCUUCGAUUGGACUUGAUAGAAUCAAGGGUUCAGGUAUGGUUUCAGAAUCGCAGAGCCAAAUGGAGAAAAAAGGAGAACACGAAGAAAGGUCCAGGUCGACCUGCUCACAACGCCCACCCCACCACGUGCAGCGGGGAGCCCAUGGACCCCGAGGAGAUCGCCAGGAGAGAGCUGGACAGGAUGGAGAAGAAGAAACGAAAGCAGGAGCGACGGCUGCUCAAGUCCCAGAACAGGCUCGCUUCUGGGGAUUUAUUUCACACCCCGGGAUCAGACAGCGACAGCGGGGUGUCGCAUGUGACCGACAGUGACCACACAGGCCCGCCUUUUGACUCUGUGGGGGGGAACCAAACGCAAUCGAGCUGCGACCAAACACCUCACCCUCUCCACACCCAACACCAGAACCAAAGACACUUGGACCGGGAUGCUGGCGGAUCCGAGCUGGACUCGCCCGACGCCAGCCACCGGUCAAGCCUGCAGUGCUCCAACAACAGCAGCGCCUCCAGCGUGCAGAAACUCAACCCUUUUAGCGUCGAAAGCCUCCUUUCGGACUCCAGGCCGAGACGCAACCCCGCGGCCUUACCCUCCUCACGGCCUUUGAUAGGGAAAGGACACUUCCUACUCUAUCCCAUCACACAGCCGCUUGGAUUCAUUGUUCCUCAAACGGCCCUGAAGACAACAACAGUAACACAGUCUGACAGUGACGCCCCAGCAGGGAGAAACCCGUCCAAUGUCCGCUGCAGCGUCUCUGCGAGCUCUGCGGGAUGUAGGAGCAGCUCGCCGGACUCCGCAGACGCCACACACAAGGUACAGGUGGGAUCAGAGGAAAAGACACGUUCACCGCACACCAGCCCAUCCAGGGCCGCCUUUUCCACUGGCAAAAGUACUCAGACCUCUGUUAUUUGCAGCGAUUCGACUUUCGCCCACGAACACAUCAGUCCACAACUCAUUAAGCCUGUCGAUGCAGACAGAAAAGAGCAUUUAGCGAUCAAGGACCACCCUGACACCCCCGAGUGUGUCCACAGUGACAGUCCAGCAGAAACAAAGACAGACUCUAAAGAAGAUGUCGACAUGGAAUAAAUCAUUUGGGGUAAAAAAGAAAAGAAAAACAAAGAAGCAGAAUCAUACUGAUAUAGCCUCUAAACGACACCUUUCAUUAGGCCAAAGCUUAACAUCCUUGCAUCUAAUCUCUAGGUUUCCCCACUUUGCUGAUACUUUGACAAUGGUGUGCUUUCUCUCUCUCUCUCUCUCUCUCUCUCUCUCUCUCUCUCUCUCUCUCUCUCUCUCUCUCUCUCUCUCUCUCUCUCUCUCUCUCUCUCUCUCUCUCUCUCUCCUCUCUCUCUGCGAGUGUGUGCGUGUGUGUGUGUGUGAGUCAGAAGUCUCUAGAUAUCCUUUAAUGUGUGAUAACUUGUCAAAAAAACACAAGACCACGAGACCAACAAAAAUCCUCAAGAGCUGUAAAAAAGGUAUUAUACUAUUUAUAUAUGUAAGUUUUUUUCUUAAAUAAAUCUAUUGUAUACAAGCAC
Sander lucioperca (pikeperch) is the source of this 2107-nucleotide messenger RNA. It is a transcript of the gene uncx, whose product is annotated as UNC homeobox. Gene Ontology annotation, biological process: regulation of DNA-templated transcription. The transcript is spliced from 3 exons. Bases 183 to 1661 code for a protein of 492 amino acids. NCBI's taxonomy places the organism in Eukaryota, Metazoa, Chordata, Actinopteri, Perciformes, Percidae. The record is from RefSeq and is a predicted model, not a curated record. Gene Ontology annotation, molecular function: DNA-binding transcription factor activity, RNA polymerase II-specific; sequence-specific double-stranded DNA binding.